AGUGGAGUCCCUCUCAAUAUUAGGCUGCAUUACAUUGAAUGGAAUACCAAAAUAAACAAAUAUUUGUAUAUAACAUAAAGCUUAUUUUUAAACAACAGAGAUGGAUAUAGCAGCCUACCUUAAUUUCGCCCGUGUUUCGUCCGUUGUGAGUCGAGGAAGGUCUGGGUGCAGUGUGUGUCCGAUAUCAUGCCUGUUUUAUCAGCGUGAUCCAGUCAACCCGGCUCAGCAUCGUUCCCUGAAAUCCCAAAUCCCAGAUCAGUUUGUCUUGUUCCCCCCCUGGUGGUCAAGGUAGGGAAUUAGUAUGGAUAAGCUGAUCCUGGAUCUGUACCUAUGAUCCAACCCCAGUGGAUAGAUGUGUGACCGUUGUCCCAAAUGGCAGCCUAUUCCCAAUGCAGUGCACUACAUUUGACCAAGGCCCAUAGUGCACUACACAGGGAACAGGGUGCCAUUUGGAACCCUUCCGGUGUUUGAUGCUCCAUUCUUCGCCUACCCCGCUCUUCUUGCUGGUCCUGGGGGGAAAAACAUCUGCAACAUUGUACAUCGUCUGAUUCCUACAUCUGAAAUAGCAUGUAUUAUUUUUAGAUAACGGUCAUCGGGUACGUUUUAGGAUUCACUUAAAGUCUAAUUUGUUCCUCAUGAAGAGCUGGUGGCAGUGCAAUUAAUUCCCGUUGAUUCCAGAUGUUUCUCAGAAGCUUUACCUUUUGCAACAGGACAUUUUUGUGAAAGAUUGGUGCACAAAAUUAUUGGCAUAUUCAUUGUAUUAAAGUGAAUAUAAGUUUGUACAUGAAGUGGAAUAAAACAAGGUCAUUGAUUGACUGACCAGCAGACAGUGCAGUGAGGGGCAUAGCCACUAGAAUACCUUUCUGAUAAUACAGGACUAUUAAAUGGCCCAGUGCACUACUUCUCAGGGUGUGCCUCAGCACCCUAACUUAUUAUGGCAAGGAGGGGGGGACUACAGCAGGAGAGAGGAGCAUUGCAGACUGAACUCGGUUCACUCAAAAGCACUGUAGAAUUCAAUUUUUAAUCCACGUUUCUCCAAACGUCAAAUUUUGAAGUAAAUAGUUAGGGUUACAGUUUUUUGCGAUCGUUUACACUUCUUGUUGUGGAAUUUGGCUCGUUGUGUCAACGUAACACACAAGACAACACUCGGGGAUAAACGUCUCACUUCUGUCAAAAUGAAACUCAAAACUUAACAAUCCUUUUUCAAAAAUGUCCCAUCUGAAUUCCUCUUUCAAAGCAGUAACACACGGACGUACUUUAUACAGAAUACUGACGUCUUUAGUACAUUGUAUACCUUUUUAAUUGUGUUAUACAAGCUUCUGUGAAAGAUUUCUCCCGUACAUCUACUCACACCGGGGCGGCAGGUUUCCUAGGGGUUAGAGCAUUGGACUAGUAACCGGAAGGUUGCAAGAUCGAAUCCCUGAGCUGAUAAGGUAAAAAUCUGUCGUUCUGCCCCUGAACAAGGCAGUUAACCCACUGUUCCCCGGUACGCCGUCAUUGAAAAUAAGAAUUUGUUCUUAACUGAUUUGCCUAGUUAAAAUAAGAUAAAAUUAAUAAACACAAAAGUAGAAAGGCUUCAGAAAAAAAAUAUACAGCUUAAGUUUUUACAACAAAAACAAAGUAAUUACAGUACUCAAUACGUUACUGUAAACUCACAGAAUAAGUAAUUACAGUGCAAUGGUAAACAAAACAAAAAUAUUGUAAGGGAGGGAGUGGAUGGUUUAUGGAUCCCGCCUUCUGUUAGGGUCUGGCCACAUCACAAGCCAUGUCAUCCCUGGCUAGGCAACGGGGAAAAUGUCACCUUGCGUGCCGUAUCCAACCCUGGACUGAUCCCCACCUCAACGUCUCCGCAUGCCUCUUCCAUUGUUUGCAGAAGAGACAGACGGGCAUGUGAUUGGCGGUCAUAUACACAUAACGUCACAGCCCGGUGGAAACUACCAUUAUCCCAGAUGACAACAAACCCGGGCUGCUUUGAUCCGUCCUGUAGAACUACAUUAUGUAGUGCUUCCAGAAAUAUAACUAUGUGUUGCAGUACUGUAUGGACCCAGGGUGGCGUGGUGAUGGAGAACUCCUUGCAGACUAAUGGCGGCAUAUAAGGGGAUAUUCCCCCCGCCGGCGCUACUCAGGGACAUUCACAACGGCUCUUUGUCCUAUAACAUUUUCUUCCCUCUAUGCCUGGUUUUUAGAUUGAAUCCAGAGUCAUCAAUGAAAAUGAACUCAUGAGGCUGUGCAGUUGCAUCAAAGUCCAGGACUGUCUGUAACAGAACAUACAUGCACACUGUACCAUGAAUACGGUGUAACUCCAAACACAGGACUACAAUGUCUACAUUUACACACAAGGGCUGGGGGCUGGGUUGGGUCAGACACAUUCAGUCAAAACUACAAGCUACAGGCAAGGCAGGUGCCCCCACAGUUGUGUAGCGACUCAGGUUGGACUGGACUCUCUGCCUCCCUCAUCAUCAGGCCAUGAUUUAUGACACGGUCCACCAAAGUGGCCCUAAUGGCAUCAGAAAUAUGUCCCCUUUUUUUGUUCUUGUUGUUCUUGUAGUUCUCCUCCUCUCUUCCUCUCACCGCCUCCAUGUUUGCAAAGUUCUCACCAAAGAGGUGAUCUUACCUGAGGUCUAUUUGUAGUGCUGAGGCUCUGACUAAUUGGUGUUCAAUUACUGUAUAAGUGUUUUCAUGUGUGUGUGUGUGUUGCCAAUUUCAGGUAUGUUUUGCUUUUUGAAUAGAAGUGACGGCAAGAGAUUUCAUUCUUGAACGAAGUGUCUGAUGUAAGAAACAGUGUGUUGUGUGUUACAGAAUUGCAAACAAAGUGCAAAGCAGAAAAUGUGUUUGUGCUGUUGGUGUCUUUGUUUAAAGGCAUGGUUACAAAAGUUAAGGUUUUGAUGAUUUUGUCUAAGUAUUCACUUAAGCAAUCGGCAAAAACUAUAAAACAUUAAGUUUAGGCAUUCAGUCCGAAUGGUUAAGGUAAGGGUUUGGGUUAAAACAUACAAAAUUGGUGUCCAGCACUGGGAUUGAACAAGUGACCUUCUGAUCCAGAGUAAUGGGAUUACACCCAUCCGCCACACCAUUGCAAAACGCAAGCUUUCUUGACGAUAAUAGCGCCGAUUUUUGCCCUAGUGUCUGGUUUUUGAAGGCAUUUCUCGACGUCCUCAGAAUAUGGUUAGACGUCCAAUUUCGAAGUCACUCUUGAGCGAUCUGCCUGUCAGGAAGUUGAAAACCGCUACGUUUGCAGAUUGGUGGAGGAAUAGGAGGGAUGGAAGGAAAAAAUAUCUCCGUGAACCUUUGAACCGUCUUCUCGAACUAGUCACAAGACUCUCUUGAACCGUCUUAUUGAACUAGUCACAAGACUCGUAUACUUCCUAAUCGGAAUUGACUAUCACACAUGCCGAUGCAGACAACCCGGUUCACUAUGGGAUCGCGAUAAAGUGAUUCGUUUUGAUUACGAAAAUAAAACGAACGGAAAACAAGGGAAGAGAGGAGCGCCACAGUACUCUUCUAUGCUGCUAAAAGAGAGUCGUUUAGGAACAGGAAAGAGAAAAUAAGAGGCCAAUUCUAGAACCAUCAUGUCAUCUGUUCAUUUCAAUCCAGGGUCGGAUUCCAAAGAAGUUAAUGGUAGUGUAGAGAAGCUGGAGGAGGCUAAGGUGGAGAUAGACGAUGGGAAGGAUAAGAGUGCUGAACCGGAUACCAUGUAUCAACAUAUUCGGAUGACGAUUACGCCUUUUGUCAUGUCCUUCGGAUUCCGUAUGUUUGGUGUGAUACUGAUCAUAGUGGAUAUAGUGUUGGUGAUAGUAGACCUGUCUCUGAUGAAGCGGAGCAGAGAUGUGGGGGACGCUCUAGAGACGGUCUCUCUCGUCAUCUCUCUGUUCUUCCUCACCGACGUACUGCUACGGGUCUAUGUAGAGGGGUUCAAGGUGUACUUCAGUUCCAGACUGAAUAUCAUAGAUGCCUGUAUCGUUGUCAUCACCCUGGUUGUCACUAUGAUCUACACCUUCUCUGACCUGACAGGGACCAGCCUCAUACCCAGGGCGGUGACGUUCCUGCGUUUUCUGAGGAUUAUAAUCCUGGUCAGGGUCUUCAGAUUAGCCUCCCAGAAGAAAGAACUGGAGAAGGUCACCAGGAGGAUGGUGUCUGAGAACAAGCGUCGCUACCAGAAAGACGGCUUUGACCUGGAUCUCACCUACGUCACAGAUCGUGUCAUUGCCAUGUCGUUCCCUUCCUCUGGGAAACAAGCCCUCUACAGAAACCCCAUCAGGGAAGUGGCCAGGUUCCUAGAUGCCAAACAUGAAGACCACUACAGAGUAUACAACCUCUGCAGUGAGAAAGGUUACGACCCCAAGUUCUUCCACUACAGAGUAGAGAGGGUGUUUAUCGACGACCACAACGUGCCUUCGCUAGAGGACAUGCUGAAGUACACUGCCGGUGUGAGAGAGUGGAUGGCAGCUGAUCCCAACAACAUCAUUGCCAUACACUGUAAAGGAGGAAAAGGACGUACAGGAACUCUGGUGUGUACCUGGCUGAUUGACAGUGACCAGUUUGAGAGCGCUCAGGACAGCUUGGACUACUUCGGGGAGAGGAGAACCGAUAAGAGCCGCAGCUCCAAGUUCCAGGGAGUGGAGACCCCGUCCCAGAGCAGGUACGUGGGUUACUAUGAAGUGAUGAAGACUAAGUUCAACCGACAACUUCCUCCAGAACAGAGCCUGAAGAUCAAGAGCAUCCGCAUCAACUCCAUAGCAGGUGUGGGUAAAGGGAACGGUAGUGACUUGAAGGUGAAGAUCAUUGUAAAGAAGAAGCUGGUGUUCCUGUGUGUCUGUGCCAAACAAGAGAACUGCACGGUGUUUCCUGAUGCUGGUAACAACUCGGUGGUGAUCAGCCUGCAGGAGGGGCCUGUUGUCAACGGUGACGUUAAGAUCAUGUUUGAGUCCUCUGCUGGUCUCCCUAAAGGAUACGAAGACUGUCCUUUCUACUUCUGGUUCAACACCUCCUUUAUAGAGAACAACAGACUGGUCCUGUCUAGAGAAGAACUGGACAACCCCCACAAAGCCAAGACCUGGGAUCUCUACAAGGAGGACUUCGGAGUUACCUUGUCUUUCUCUGAACCAUGACCUCUGACCUUUUAACCCCUGUCCAACUCUGAGCCCUUAUCCCUGAUAACAAAACUGUCUGUGUACCAAAUAGCACUUUAUAUAGUGCACUGUCCGACCAGAGCCCCAAUUGAGGCCUGUAUAAAGCUAAAGUACUGUAUAGAGAAUAGGGUACCAUUUUGAGAUUCAUGCCUUCUCUGACCCCUUGAUAGUCCUGUCAGACCGAAAGGUCUGCACCUCCUGAACUAGCCAAAAAGACACUCCGCUACCAGAAAUGACUGGCUAUGUCCCAAUCAUCUAUCCUUUCUCCUAGUGUGCACUCAUUCACUUCCUUAUCAUUUGAUAAGUACUGGUAGAAUACAUAUGGUAGAAACUCCCACCAAUCCAACUUGGGGAAGCAGCGAAGGUGUCUACACCUUUUUAGGAGAAAGGUGAUUUAUUAUUGGGACAGAGUCCCUGGUGUCUGUUUGCACUGAGCCAUUAGACCUGUAUUAGUUUAUCAUUAGUCCUCUGUGGUCAUUAGACCUGUAUUAGGUUACCAUUAGUCCUCUGUGGUCAUUAGACCGUUAUUAGUUUACCAUUUAGUCCACUGAGCCAUUAGACCUGUAUUAGUUUAUCAUUAGUCCUCUGUGGUCAUUAGACCGUUAUUAGUUUAUCAUUAGACCUGUAUUAGUUUACCAUUAGUCCUGUAUUAGUUUAUCAUUAGUCCUCUGUGGUCAUUAGACCGUUAUUAGUUUACCAUUAGACCUGUAUUAGUUUAUCAUUAGUCCUCUGUGGUCAAAUCUGUGGAUUUCCUUUUUUACAUUUUAUACGUUUCUGUUAAAAGAAAAAGGGAUCAUUUGGAUGUGAGGGAUGUUCAUUACUAAAACCUUAAAGAUGAUUGUUGUGGAGACCUUGGAAGAUUUAUGGGCCAGUUUCCCGGACAUAGAUUAAGCCUAGUCCUGGACUAAACAGCUAUUUAAAUUGAAAGUGUUUUUUUAGUCCAGGACUAGGAUAAUCUGAAACCAGGCUUAUAAAUGUAAUUUUGAAUUUUAUAUGCUAAUUUUCUCCUGUCAAUCCAAAGGGGUAUACUACAGAGCAAGAUCUAUAAAUUAGCAAACUAAACUUAAAUAUUUUUGAAAUAACUUUGUAUUUUUUGUAUAAUUUUUUUUUGUAAGGAUAAACUUGAAAUAGGCAUGGUCGAAUUGACUCAACAACCAAAAACACAUUUCUGAGUUUAACUUUAUUAAUGAAUCAGAAAAUCAAUAGAUAUUUGUUGUUUAUCAGUUAGCUGGGUAACUUGUUGAUCCUGCAUUGUAGCAGAGCCCUCUAGAUAGUUACUGGGCUGUAGGUGAGGAGGACUGGGGUUCUAUUUCACUAAAAUAUCAGUGUAUUCCAACUUAAAAUAAACAUUUCCAUUUGU
Salvelinus fontinalis (brook trout) is the source of this 6486-nucleotide messenger RNA. RefSeq names its product transmembrane phosphatase with tensin homology (gene tpte). Gene Ontology annotation, biological process: monoatomic ion transport; transmembrane transport; protein dephosphorylation. The transcript is spliced from 19 exons. Gene Ontology annotation, molecular function: phosphatidylinositol-3,4,5-trisphosphate 3-phosphatase activity; protein tyrosine phosphatase activity; monoatomic ion channel activity. Lineage: Eukaryota; Metazoa; Chordata; Actinopteri; Salmoniformes; Salmonidae. Gene Ontology annotation, cellular component: membrane; cytosol. The coding region runs from base 3567 to 5105 and encodes 512 amino acids. The record is from RefSeq and is a predicted model, not a curated record.